Molecule: messenger RNA, 2266 nt
Organism: Carassius carassius (crucian carp)
Lineage: Eukaryota; Metazoa; Chordata; Actinopteri; Cypriniformes; Cyprinidae
Product: lethal(3)malignant brain tumor-like protein 4
Exons: 20
Coding region: 158-2122 (654 amino acids)
Biological process (GO): regulation of DNA-templated transcription
Cellular component (GO): nucleus
Molecular function (GO): zinc ion binding; protein binding
Source: RefSeq, a predicted model, not a curated record
GGGCUGGUGUUCUGCGCAUGCGCACUGCUCAGUGCUGUCACCUCACCUCGUCUGGUGGAUCUCUCGGCUCUGAGUGCGGGUCCUGUAGGUGAUGGGGGACAGAUGAAGCCUGUGUUGUUCGGGCUGCACCCCUGACUGUGGACAGAGCCGAUCUCUAAUGAUGCAGAGUGAAGAGCGCAAGAGAAAGAAACCGAGUUUGAACCCCAGAAGCGUGUCAGAUGAGUACAGUCUGCGUGAGCGACCGAAAGAAGAAACCACAAAGAUGAAGAAUAAAGUUUCUACUUCACAAACGGUCAGCGGUAAGAAGAAGACGUGGUCGUGGGAUCAGUAUCUGGAGGACGAUGGAUCUCAAGCCGCUCCUCUGCAGCUCUUCACUGAGUUCCAGGUGUUUCCUGACAGCAGGAAUGGUUUUAAGGUGGGGAUGAGGCUGGAAGGCAUCGAGCCGCUGCAUCCGUCCAUGUUCUGUGUGCUGUCUGUGGCCGAGGUGAUCGGCUUCCGUCUGCGGCUCCACAUCGAUGGUUACUCCGAGUGCUAUGACUUCUGGGUAAACGCUGACUCUCCGGACAUCAAACCAGCAGGAUGGAGCGAGGCGACGGGACACACACUCCAUCCACCCAAAGGUUACAAAGUGAACGAGUUUAGCUGGGAGAAAUACCUGGAGGACUGUAACGCUCAAGCGGCACCGGAGAACCUCUUCAGAUCCAGCGAGUCGAGCGGCUCGCUGUUUGAGGUGGGCAUGAAGCUGGAGGCGGUGGACCGGAAGAACCCGUGUCUGGUGUGUGUGGCCAGCAUCGCCGACAUCGUGGACCAGCGCUUCCUAGUGCACUUCGACAACUGGGACGACACCUACGACUACUGGUGUGACGCCAGCAGUCCCUACAUUCACCCGGUGGGCUGGUGUCAGGAUCACGGCCGGCCGCUCACGGCUCCUCAGGGACACCUGAACCCUGAGCACUUCGUCUGGGAGGAAUACAUGGAGGACACAGGUGCUUCUGCGGCACCCAGUCAAGCCUUCAGUGAGAGAUCUCCACACGGCUUCCAGACGCACAUGAAGCUGGAGGCGGUGGACAGAAGGAACCCCAUGCUGAUCCGCGUGGCCACCAUCACCGACACCGAAGACUACAGAGUCAAAGUGCAUUUCGACGGCUGGCAUGAGAAGUUUGAUUUCUGGGUGGAUUCAGACCAUCCUGAUCUUCACCCUGUGAACUGGUGCUCCAGGACGGGUCACCCACUCGAACCUCCACCACUCGCUCACUCAGGGCUGUCAGACAUGAAGAGCUCUGUGACGCAGGGUGUGUGUCCGACCCCGGGCUGCAGGGGCAUCGGUCACAUCAAAGGAGCAAAAUACACCGGACACCACAGUGCCUUCGGUUGCCCGUAUUCUGACAUGAACAUGAAGAAGGAGGUGGUGCUUCCCGACCGGCUCGGAGCAGAGAAGCAGAUCACCUUCAUCCCUGUGACCAAACGCCAGUGUCCAGACGACCAGGAGGAAGAGGAGGAGGAGGAGGAAGAGGAGGUCAGCCGUGUGGACGACAGGGUGAUGAUGGCGGCGUGUGACGGUGCUCCUCGUCUGCGCGGUCGACCUGCGAUGAUGAAGAAAGAGCUCAAAGACGAGCCUCUGACGCCGUCGCUCCUCGGGAAGAGACCUCGUGUUCCCAGCAGACUCUCUGAGUCCACAAAGUAUCUGCGUGUCAAGGACGAGGAGGACGACAUCGAUGUGAACAGCGUUAUUUCAGAGCGUCCCGUGGACAGUCUCCAGCAGGCGCUGCAUCAGUCCGUCUUCCUCUCAGCGAUGUCUGCUCACCCGAGCCGUGAUCUGCCGCUGUGUUGGGAGCAGCACUGUAAGCUUCUGCCCGGUGUGUCCGGCGUUCAGGCCAGUCGUGUCUCUCACUGGACAGCUGAGGAGGUGGCUGAUUUCAUCCAUUCUUUACCCGGCUGUGAGGAACAGUCCAAGCAGUUCAGAGAGGAGCAAAUCGACGGCAAGGCCUUUCUUCUGUUGACUCAGCGAGACAUCGUUAAGAUAAUGAGCGUGAAGCUCGGCCCGGCCCUCAAGAUCUUCAACUCCAUCCUGAUGUUCAGACACGCCGAGGAGAGGAAGCAGCCGCCGGCGGGAGACACAUGAAGCACAGAUCAAUCUACUGUAUCAUGCAUUCCUCCGUCAGCGCUCAUCACCCGGCGGCCUCGUCUCGUCAGGUUCCCCUUCUGCCUUUAAACCCUCUCCUUUCCUUCUCAAACUCAACCACACGACAAUCAAACACAGGCCCCG